Messenger RNA from Porites lobata, 12538 nucleotides. Lineage: Eukaryota; Metazoa; Cnidaria; Anthozoa; Scleractinia; Poritidae. The record is from the annotation of a GenBank genome assembly.
AAACACUUCUGUUCAGAGACUGUUUACCUAACUCUUCUCCAGGUCUUCUAAGAAAUAUGUUUCGCAAGUAGGCGGAUUUCUUGUGACAUUUUGAUUUCAGUCUACCUUUUGCGGUAUGAUAGAGUCGACGGCGGUUGAAAGAAGUAUUAAAAUGGAGGAUACUGGACCGAGAGAUUUUCAAAAUAGUGACAAGGUAAUCUCGAUGUUAGAAGCUUUGGCUUUCAUUUCAGUGUUUCCAAGGCAUUAUGCUUCAGCGGAAACAAUGUUAUGAGUAUUAUUAACAUGAAUAUGAAAUGGAGCAUGACUGUCGUUCUGUAACUUAUCAGACGUUAAUUUCAGGAUGGAUUAUAAUUGUAGGGAAAUAAGGAGGUUAGUUGAUGCUUUUUGGUUUUAAACUCAAAUGGAUUUUAGAUGAUCUAAACCAAACUGUCAUUGUGUUGUGCAAAUCACAACGACAAUUACUUCUUUUCAUGUUUGAUUGCAACUAUGAGCGUAGUCCAUUGUUGAUAACUUUCCAACCCUUAGUUUGCAAGUCAGUGUUUCUUUCUUCUAAUCCUCUCCUUACAUAAGUAACAGCAACAUUUUUUUAAAAAAGUAAUAAAACAUCAGUAUAAGAAAGCAGUGCGUUGAUAUGGUUUGAAAAAUGUCUCACUACCAAGAUGGGAGUCGAACAAGUCUUCCGGUUGAAAUUUAUCUUUUUAGUGGGUACUUUAUUAAGAAAGAAAUAUCGGUGAACGCGACCAAAAGCAAUUAAAAGCCUUCACAGUUACAAGUUCUGUUAGCAUGCAGAGCGUCUCAAGUGUUCGUUACAAUUAGUUGGGUACUUCAACCGGCGAUAAUCAUAAUAGUGCUUUCAGGUGGAUGUCCCCUCUUAAGAAGACAUCGAAAUAAUAAUAAUAAAAAAAGACAGCAUUUUUUUUGUUGUUUUUUAAUUAUCUAAUAGCUUUAAUUAAAAAUCACUGGAAGGAUUUUGUAAGCUUUUUUUUUUUGCAAAUGACUAGUUUAUUUUCUAUUAGGUCGAGCAUGGUAAUUACUCUUUUGCGCGCGUUAUAUUUUACACCUUAGUGUUAAAUAACAGUCGACAACGCAAUUUUAAACUUAGUGCAAAUUUGAUGUCCUGUUUUAAAAAGAAAAUCGAGAAACACUGUCCUUUGUUUUGCUAAGCAAUUAACAAACUAUUUGAAAACCUUUUAAGUGGUUUUUGGCACUGAGCCACGACCAAGCUUAACUUAAGCUAUACAUUCUUUUCAAUUGCUAUUUUGUUUUGAAUGAAAAAGUUAAGAAGAUUUCAAGAGUAAGGUAUGUCUCUAUUCUAUACUCACUCUAGCUAAUGCGGCGAAAACAUUAGUUUUCACGUUAGGGAAUAAAAUGGGUUAUUCCAAUGAUUCGACGAUUGCCAGGUUAUAAUUUCCGGUAAACACAUACUCCCCGACAUUUCUAUUUGGCUCCGAUAACUGAGUUAUCUUUGGAGUUGCGGAAUGAGACUGAAACUUUAAUUGCGAUUGAACAAGUGCUUCUCUUUGUUGACUUUCUCAUUGUUAAUGUUCGCCAACUUCUCAGUAUGAAGCAAGAAAUGCAGCAUCAGCACCUUGGCAACGAUGAUGGUGCACUCAUGAACAGAUUCAUGUACUAUUCACAUGAGGACGGACCUUGCACUCAACCCUAGGGACUUUGAGGCCAAUUCGCGGCCGCAUACCAAGCAUAUUAGGCCUGUUUCAAACGUUGUGCUACUACCGUGCUAAGCUGGCUCGACUGUAGCUUUACUGCAGCACGACACUAGCACGACUUGGUUUCAGACCUAGAAUUUAAUUCAGUCGAAUAGAACGGCUGUUGCCGAAAACAAAACACAAUAAUAAAGAAACGAUUUAGCAAAACUUUUAAAUGUAUUCUAAUAAAUUUGUAAUUUAUGAAUUGAUUUCGGCACGGCAGUAGCACGACGUUUGAAACCAAGUGGAGCUACUGCCUUGUAGCACGGCAAGGCUUGCCUUGUUACACGGCAGUAGCACGACUUGGUUCCAAACGUCGCGCUACUGCCGUGCUUAAGUCGAAUUUAAUUCGAUCAGUUGAGUUCGGCACGGCAGUAGCACGACGUUUGAAACGGGCCUUAGUUGGAAGACGCACGACCCCAUAAGCAGCAUAGCUUUUAAAAUCAUCGUGCUUAAAUAAAGGCUUUCUGUCUGUCUGUCCGUCUGAUCAAAGAUAACAGACAAGCGAUUAGAAAAAGAAAACAUCUAAGAACAAAAGCAUCCCAAGAAUGAGCAGUGCGUUGAUAUGGUUUGAAAAAUGUCUCACUACCAAGAUGGGUGUUUACAGAACAAUUGUUCCGGUUGAAAUUUAUCUCUUUAGUGUGUACUUCAUUCAAAAAAAUCUCGGUGAACGCGACCAAAAGGAAAUUAAAAGCCACCACACUUAGAAGUUCAAUUUAGCAUGCAGAGCGUCUCAAGUGUUCCUUGCAAUUAGUUGAGUCUUUCAACCGGCGAUAACCAUAAUAGUAUGUUCACAGUGGUUGUCCCGGCUAAAGAAGACAUCGAAUUAACAAAAGAAAAAGAUAGUAUAUAUAUAUAUUUUUUAAUUAUCUAAUAGCUUUAAUUAAAAAUCACUGGAAGGACCUGGAAGGAUUUCUUAGGGUUUUAUUUUCCAUUAGGACAAGCAUGGUAAUAACUAUUUUGCGCCAGUUAUAUUUUACACCUUAGUGUAAAAGAACAGUUGACAACGCAAUUUUCAACUUGGUGCAAAUUUGAUGUCCUAUUUUUUAAAAAAAAACAAGAAAUGCUGUCCUUUGUUUCGCUAAGCAAUUAACAAACCAUUUGAAAACCUUUUAAGUGGUUUUUAGCACUGAGCCACGACCAAGCUUAGCAUAAAAAGCUAUACAUUCUUUUCAAUUGCUAUUUUGUUUUGCCUGACUCCAUAAUCAGAUCUUCCAAGCAAUGUUGAGAAGAUUUCAAGAGUAAGGUAUGCCUCUUUGCUAUUCUCAUGCACUCUAGCUAAUACGGCGAAAACAUUAGUUUUCAUCCAAGAGAUUAAAAUGGGCUAUUCACUGAUUCACGAUUGCCAGGUUAUAAUUACCAGUAAGGCACAUACUCCUCUACAUUUCUUUUUUGGCUCAGAUUGCUGAGUUACCUUUGGAGUUGCGACAUGAGACUGAAACUUUAAUUGCGAUUGGGAUCGGGAGUCGCUGACCAAGUGUUUGCUUGUUGUUUUAGUUUAUAACUAUAGUUUAGCUUUUACCGGGAAAGUUGUUAUUUCACCCCAGAAGCGUGGUGCGAAAACAGUAUGCUUUGAAAAGAGAGUAGAUACUAUAUAGAAAUCAAAAUAUGACGAUGGGGAGAAAAAAAAAUUAUUUGAAUAACACGCUCAUGUUUGACUAAAACUUGAUGAUUUGGUUUGCAUAUAUUUAUUAUUAUUAUUAUUAUUAUUAUUAUUAUUAUUAUUAUUAUCAUCAUCAAAUCUUUGUGAUUUAUGACCGAUUGCAGUGUAGAGGCUCUGUAAUUUUUCACUGCUGUGCUGGGCCAGUUAUUGUUGCGUAAGGAGAGGGGGAUUUUGAGUAACAUGUUAGCAGUAAGGCCGCUCAUUGCGCGCGGUUGUUAUAGGUGAGUCUGGAUGGAAAACGAAAUGGAAAUUAUGCAACUAGCAGCAACCGAUGGUUAGGAAGUGCGGGUGAACAUGUACUUUUACCUUACAGAUGUAAAUGACUAGAACCGCUUUCAAAAUUGUGUACGUGAAUCAGAGAAAGCCCCUUUAGAUCGAGUGUCAACAAAAGGAAUCUUGGCGGAUAUGAACGUAGAAACUGAAUUGAACAAUCAAGUAAACAAGACUCAUAUUUAAUUCAAGGAUUUUACCACCAGUUACUUAGAUACAGUCAACCUGCGAACGGUGAGGAGCGAAGAGAGGGGAGAAACGGCUGUUUUCGCCAGCAAAGAUAAAAUGAAAACGGUAAUGCACAGCCUGAAAAAACAACGCUCAACCUGAAAUGUAUAACGGUCAUGACCGCACGAAGUCUUAUUAUUCAAUCGGUUGUUCAAUCUGUGUUUAAUGGCCAAAAACCGUAGAGUUUGAAAAAGAUUAGUUGAUCUUAGUUUACCACUGAAUUUUAAAGCUUAUUGAAGCUUUCAGAUGACAAGGGACUUAACAUGCUUCAAAACGUAUAAAAAUAUUAAAACCAUUCACUGAAGUGUAACCUGAAUUAACUUUAAUUUUCAUGGAUUUCUAGACUUUGCUAAUACUCCUAUCUUACCGAAGCCUCGUCUCGCACUAAGCUGAAAUCAGGCUCUACUUUCAUAAUGCAAAGCUAAAUUAUGAAAGGGAAACUUAAGUUUAAGCUUAUGAAACCUUUUCGAUGGGAAGAUUCGCACUACCCUCUGCAAGCUGAUAAACAUACUUUGUACCACUAUAAUAGUGACAAAAUAUCAGAGAAAUGGAGAACAAGUGUUUCACUUGAUUUAAAUUGAUUAUAUACUGAAAAUCAAUUCUGACCGUUCUCUUUGUUGACUUUCUCCUUGUUAAUGUUCGCCAACUUCUCAGCAUGCAGCGAGAAAUGCAGUAUCAGCACAGAUUCAUGUUCCAUUCACAUGAGAGCGGACAUUGCACUCAUCAACACUAGGGCCUUCGUGGCCAAUUCGAGGCCACACCGAGUAUAUUGGGGGUGGGGGGGGGGGGGGGGGGGGGGAGGAGGAAGGAAUCCCAAGAAUGUGGACAGAUUUUGCGAAAACCCGCUAUAUACACUUUAAAGUUCCGCUGACCACCGCACCCUUUUGGCUCGUCCGCCAUAACAGUAGAUGUAGUAGUGCAAAUGAUUGGAAGUAUGGUGGUUAGUAAAUUAAUCGCGUUUACAAUUUUAGCAAACUGAGAGCCAAGGGCUGAACUUUCGAGCCGGUGGGCAGACUAAUUUACUAUAGCAAGGUGCAAGAUUGGUUAAUAGAGUGGAACGCUACCUUUAGACCACUCCGUAAUACCAUCACAGUGCUUUGUCCACCUCCUUCCCUCGACCCAAAUUUCAAGCCCCAAACUUAGACUCUUUAAACCAAUUUGUUUUCCUCAAAGCCUUGUUAAGACUACCACCAACGGGCCUUAGAACUUACAGCUCAUAUGCAAUAACAAAUUACCACAUACUGUAUGGGUACUCUAGUUAUCUUAGGUCAUCAAGCUGACAUUUUUACCGUUAACAUAAUCUCUUUUAACUUACUUCCCUGUUUCAGAUUUCCCCUAAGACUCCUUCAGAACAAUGAACAACUCUUCCACGCAAGCUCAAUCAACCCAGGCAGUGCCAUUUAUGAAGUUCACCGAGUUAGUUGCUUGGAGUUGUGCGUUUGGUGUUGUCGAUGUUUUUAUUCUGGUUGGAAAUGUUCUUACGCUAAUAGUCUUCAUUACAAACAAGAAGCUUUUGAGGGUACGAGCCAACUACUUCUUGAUAAACUUAGCUCUAGCUGACAUUUUGGUUGGUACGUCUGCCAUUCCCAUGUAUGUUUACCACUUGAUUUCAGCGUGGUACAAAGGAAGCACUGUUUGGCAGCAACGUUCAUACAAGAUUUACAAGGUGGUGGACGUUUUCGUCGGUUGCGCAUCAAUGUUCACUCUAACUGUUAUUGCUUUGGAAAGAGCCUUUUCGGUUUGCUUGCCUCAUGUCCACCGCCACAUUAAAAACAAAGUCUACUAUAACCUCGUUGGGCUGAUAUGGUUCAUGUCCAUUCUGGUUGCCGUUUUGCGCUUUCUUUUCGAGAACGAAUUGUUAUCGAUAAUUUUUUUCUUCUACUUUUUGCUUGUCUUCUUUGCAAUUGCAUUGUCAAUCAUCUGCAUUUCAUACGCAGUGAUUUGGUUUCGAAUGAAGUUCCGUUUUUCCAGGAGAGACAGCAACAAGCGUUCAAGAGAACAGGACAAAAGACUAGCCAUAAUGCUAUCCACAGUGACCAUGAUAUUUGUGCUCACGUGGCUACCCUUCCAAAUCAUAAAUAUCGUUUCAUUUUUCUGCGAGCCCUGUCGUCAAAUGCCGAACGAGUUGGUUUAUUUCACGAAAUUCUUGCAUUAUGGAAACUCUUGUGUUAACCCUAUAGUCUACUCCUUCCUAGUUCCCGAGUUUAGAAACACAUUAACCAGAUUUUUGAGAAAAUUAAGGACCUAAUGGUGUUUAAGUAAUGGGCGCAUAAUGAUCAUAAUAAUUUGUCUCUUUCCAUUGUUCAUAAGGAAGAGCUUUAAAAUUCCGGCAUGUCUCUUGCUAUGUCAGAACAGUCCACACAAAUACCUGCUACAUACCCAGAUUUGGCAACAUUGUACAUGGACUCAUCACUAUGAACUGCUGACCGUCACGAGCAGUAAGAAUUUAAAGCUUCAAAUUAUGGCAACACUGCUUCAAGAGUAUGAUGCCUCAAGGCAGUUCGAAUGUGAAAAAAAAAUGAACUCUGUAAAACUUAAACUUAUAACAGUCGUUUCCUCCUUGCAAGACUCAGCAGUUUCUGCGUGAUAGUUUUGAAACAAAAAUGAGUAAAUAUGCAAGAACAUGCCACUAGGUAUAGCAACCAUGUUACAAUCAUGGAGCACUUUUUUUCUGCUGUGAUUUUGGAGGAAGUUGGAUGUUAAUGCACAAUACUUGAGACAGACAAUAAAAAACAAGGGCCAGUGCCAUUUUGAUUUCCACUUUUGUGUCGAUUUUAUUCUCCACUAUUAAAUUUUCCUUACCGUGGAGCCUUAGGCCCCGUUAAUAUGGAGAAAAGUUGUCCCAGGUAGACAUAGAAGGGUCACCUGCCUAGCCGAGCUACAAUGGGCGAAUCAACUUAGUUUCCUGUAUCUCCUUACAAAACGUCACGUGAAAAGCCAUUUAGAUGACAAACAAAACGUUUGCUAAGCUAGAAGGGUGAGUCGUGUAGCCAGGUCACUCUUUUGUGAUGGUGGGGUCCUAGUCGGGCCAACCUUUCUCCACUUCGGAACGCCCAGCCGGGUCAACUCGGUCAAGGUGAGACAAUCAGAGCAUGCGCGAGCGCCGUUGGAUCGGGCAGAGGUGUCAACUUUUUUCUCAUAUAAACGUUCACUAUAAAGUUGACUCGCCUGGGAGGGUGACCCUUCUCCCCGGGAAACGUUUUCUCCAUAUAUUCAGGGCCAUACUAGUAUAAGCGACAAAAAUGUGCAGUAUAGUUUUUAUCCAGGGGGAGAGGAGAAGGAGAGAAAAUCCAACGCCCGCCCCGCCUUGUCGAUUGGUAAGCGCUCGAAAUCCGUACAAUUGCGCUCUAGCUUACACGACUUGACAUCUACGUCUUAUUCCGCACAGUGCAUAAAAACUCAAUGUAGAAGGAAGAUGGAAAUAGGGAACGUUUUCUCAAGAAUGAUAUCACCCCAAAAAGCUCACGAAAAUAAGGACUGACAUGAUAUCAGAUGAAAGCUCGCUGUACUAAUUUAUAUUACAGUAGGAGAAAAAGAAAGUUAUGAACCGCAUACUAAUAAUAAAGGAAACAGCUGAGGAAACAAAUAUCUCGACAACACACUUAGGCUAUGUUCACACUAUACCGGAUAGCUUUUGGGCCGCCAAGAAAAUCAUCCCGGAUAAAGAGGGCUUCUGUUCAAACACUGAGAACGGUGAUUUCGGCUGGAUUUCUAUGACGGAGCGAAGCUGCGCCGCGCCGAUCACGAAAGUGGAGCGUCACCUAUCGGAUAGUCUCUGCGCCUCACUUUGGUGCAGUAUGUCUACCUAUUCGGACCGUCGCGGAAGUAAAAGAGUAGGGGUGAGGAAGGUGAUUUCGGCUGGAUUUCUAUGACGGAGCGAAGCUGCGCCGCGCCGAUCACGAAAGUGGAGCGUCACCUAUCGGAUAGUCUUUUUCGCCUCACUUUGGUGCAGUGUGUCCACCUAUUCGGACCGUCGCGGAAGUAAAAGAGUAGGAGUGAGGACUGGAAUUUUGUGCACCAAACCCUCUCGGCCAACCGCCCCGGCACGAGGUUCCAUGUGUGUGAACGACUUGUGCCGCCCCGGGCCGUUGCUGUUCAUAUUAUACCGGUAUUGUGUGAAAAUAGACCUGCAGUUAAAGAGAUUGAUAUGAAUUAAGAACCAUAAACUCGGCAAUCGAGGCAGAAUUAUCAUGCCUGUAUUAAACUUCUAUGUGAUAAGUAUGAAUAAAACCUCUUCCAGUCAACGGUAUUCGCAGCGUACUUUAGACAAAAAUCGCAAGUGUUUCUUGUUGGAUUCACGGGUCCCUCAACGAAGACAACGGGUCCCGCGGCUUAACUCGCAGCAUAUAUCCAAAGUGUACAUCUAAGCGUAGGAAAACCACAAAAAAGCUAAUUUGAACAGAUGAAGACAUUAACAUACAAUACAAUACAAUACAAUAGCAUACUCUCUUACGAUUAGGUUAGCAAGCUUUUGCGAUACUGACCUCAGCUCCGCCCUCUUCGCGUGGCGAACCGUCAAUAAUCUGGUGAAAGCACUCGAAGAACUCACCGUUGCUAUUUGACGUCCCACUGGCACGCGGAGUCAAGAUAUGGAAUCGGAGGGCGAGAUAGUCGCCCCCAUCCUCCUGAUCUAAAUGAUUUUGGGGGAAAAAGAGACUUUGAGCAGUCUAUGGUGAAUUUUCCAUACAAAGUCUACAAAGCUAUAAAAAGGACAUAUUUUAUUUCCUCAGUCUGUGAUCCUUUCUAUUCUCCUUUGCAACUUAAGGCAGUUGUCAUUUUUGCCCUAAUCAAGUCAAUCCUGAAUAAUUACUUUACGCAAAUAGUCUGGUGAGGCAGACAUUACUGCGAUAGAUAUCGAUAAAAAAUAUACUUUCAUUAUUAAUUUAUAAUUCUUAAUGAUUUCAACAUCCUUUUCAACAGCUACUCUGGUACAAUGCUACAAACAAGCCGUAAGAAAGAAAUCUUGUUAUAUUCACACACGUCUGAUAUCUGAGCUUAGUCUUUUAGGAUAUCUAAUACAUCUGUACGUGCCCGAGGCCAUUUAAAGGGCGCUAGAGCCAUCGUUCAUCCGGCUAGUGAAUCUAACUUACAGAGUCAUGCAAAUUAACUGGUAUCAAUCAUCUUGUGUUUUUAUUAAUUUGAUUUUAAUUAUAGAACCGUACUUCAAUGUACGAUAGUGAAAAUUCUAAGUCAGUAAUAAUGAAUAGGUCGAAUAGGAUAGGUCACUAACUCAUGGGUCCAAAUCCAUCAACAAAUAGACUAAUAUAUAAACUAUUACCGAAUCCUCUUAAUACUGACUCACGAUUUCCGUUGUAUAUCAAAUUUAUGCCUUCUGGAUGUGACUGAAUUGCAUCAACUCAAUAUUGUUUGUUGACCCAUAUAUAACGCUAUUGUUAGGUUAACGAUAUACAAAAUUUCAAGGAAUUCGAAUCCAUGCUGGUUUUGUGGUCACUUGAAAGCGACCAUGGCGGCCCCAAAACUCUCUUCAAGGACUGACAGAUACGGCGCAUCUUUGGAAAUUCUGUAAAAACCGUCUGAGUAAGGCAAACUGAAGAGCCGAGUGAAGUUCGGUUCAAAGGAAAUUGUGAGACAACCUAAGGUGAGGGCAGUUUGCACCUGAUUGGCCUUGCUCUGAAGAACAUUAGCUAACAUUGAUGUUAUGUGAGUUAAUAGAGCAUUUGGUGGUUGUUGAUUUUUCCAACAUGAAUAUGUUCCUCCUUAGCGUAGUUUGGGUGUCUCUAAGAAACAGUAGUGUAGCCGCUUUUGUUCUUCUGGGAAUUGACGUACAUGAACACGAAGCAAUAAAGUAAAUGGAGCUUGAUCGCCCAUAUACAUCACAAUCAACAUAUAAAAACUUGACACGGUAAAUGGCCGGACAUUCAAUGUCUGAAAUGCUGAAGUGAUUUUCAUACGGGGUUUUUGUUGUUAGGUUUAUUCUUAGCUAUGUCUUAAAAUGCAAUGUGAUCGUAUAUCCUUUUUCAGUAUAACUAUAAUAUUUUGCCGCGGGCUAUUAGUAUAAUGAAAUUAGAUAGAAUAUGCACGCGACACGGUUUGUUCUUGUAAUUUAACAAACGACUAGCGAUCCUAACCAAGUUCAUGGAGUUUAUGUGAGCGAGCAAUUCGCUGAUUUGAAGAGAAACUGUAAACCAGGAAACAUAUCUACCAUUUAUCCUCUCAUUCCUUGCCAGUUGAGGAAAUUAAAAGUAAAAGAGUUGUAACGUAUCAGUUGAACAAGAAAAGGUGACACAUGAAGUUCCCUUGAGUUUUUAAAAUGAAAUUUUGAAUUGAUGGACUAGAGAAUUCUCACUAGAUCAUUCUUAGUGACUCCACUCAUCAACUUUCUUAAUCGAGACAUUUUCCUAAACGCCAUCUCUCCAAUUCAGUGUCAAGCCCUCUCCAAUUUCUUUUGUGCAAACUAGAAAUACCCUAGAAAGCAGUUUACUUAAUGGAAGUGAAUUGCAUGUUUUUUUUUCUGUGAGAAAUGUGAUAAAUAAUUGCUCUACGUCAAUGAAAGUACUACAGACGUGACGGCAUUGAUACUUGUAUGGACAAAUGCAUCCUUUAAAACUUGUACUGUGACCUUGAUUGAUGUACUUUUUUAAAAAGAAUAUCAGUUUUCGCCAGAUCAAUUACGUCUAUUCCAUGCAGACACGAUUUCACCACUUAGCAAAAAAUAAAUGAUUGUCAAUGGGUUAGGAAUGCAACCAAUGCUCUGGGAACAGCUAACGUAUCGGUUAUGUGAUAAUUCAUUAGUUUUCACCAGAUCUAAUUAGUGCACACGUCACGUAUGCACUGUGAAGUCUCGACUCCGUCCCAGUUAGUUAAUUGAAACUAGUAUAGUAGGUCAGGAGAUAUACUACAGGGAUAUGAUAUACUUGACCCUGGAAAAGGGUACACCAAAAUCAUAAAUUAUCGGAAUCAGUAUUUUUGCCUGCCCUGCUCUCCAUCUGAAUCCCGUUUUUGGGUGUGGCUCAAAUUUGAUGUUAAUUCAAAGAGGAACAAAUUCCAAGAGACAAAUAUCGCAGAACUCGGACAAUUUCAACGAAACUGCUGUAGGCGAUACGUUUUGAAUGAAUAGAUUAUCAUCAUUCGAAUUCGGUAUUUUUAGAUUUUAGCGCCCUUUAAUAUUUAUAGCGGUACAAAUAUUUUGAAAUCUAAAGGAUCACAAACACAACCGGCAUUUUCAUGAUGAAACAAAAAGACCAGAAAGAUAUUCAGGUUAUAAAAUUAUUUAUGAAAUUUUAUUGGAAAAGACACGGUAUAACUUACUUUAGUUAUAAUAAGCACAUUUUCCUAAUUCAGAUUCCACAGUUCUUAGUAGUUUAUCAAUGAGUAACUAGGCUAUGAAUUCAGAAUGUUAUUUUGAGUGAAAUAAUUCCUCCUCUCUUUUUCGAUCAUCCAAAGAAAGGAAAAAUGAACUAGGCUUUACAAAUAUAAUUAGAGCUAACAUAUAGACGGUACCCAAUGUUACACCACAUGUGGACCUUUCGUUUACAAUUGUAAUCAGGUGAACAAACACAGGUAUGGAUACUGUCAUGAAUGUUCUUUUAAACCAGUCUAUCCGAAUUAACAUAACAUGUUCAGUUGCAAAAAGGGAUCUGAUUAAACUUUUUCUUUAUUUACAAUCAUACAUUUUACCGUUAGAAUCACCGUAUGAGGAAAAUUAGUCUGGUUAUUCGUUUGUGUGUGUGUAUGAUAAGGACAGUUCACAGUUAAGUACUAUAUUUUUUUGAAUUGUUAUUUUCACAGAGUGAUCAUGAAUACUUCAGUCACUACUGAUAGCGAGGAAGGAGAAGGCAGUUCUUCAAGUUAUGAAGUCAUUCUGUGGUGCGCAGUGUUCAUAUUUACAUCUAUCACGGUUCUUUUUGGAAACACUCUAGCUAUCGCUGUUUUUGUUGGCAAGAAGUUACUACGCAAGAGAAGUAAUAUACUACUACUGAAUUUAGCCACCGCCGAUCUAGUUAUUGGCGGUGUUGCUAUACCUAUGUACGUUUACAUUUUUUACAAAUCCCAUAAAGCAGAUCAAUGGGAAAGCAGGAUCGUUAAUGAAGUGUACCUAUGCGUAGAUAUAUUUGCUGGACUGUCAUCCAUGUUACUUUUGGUGGUUACUGCUUUGGAAAGAGUCUACUCGAUUUUUUUUCCUUUUAGCCAUAGGUGUACUUCCAGACAAUUUUACUGGCUUUCAGCUUGCUCUGCUUGGAUAAUUGCCGGUUGCGUUGCUUGUCUCAAGCUCCUCUUUUCAAGGAGAGUAAUACCUCCUUCGUAUGAUAACUACAUAAUUGUGACUGUAGUUUCUUUGGCGAUUUUGACUAUGUCAGCCUCUUAUGUAGCUAUUUGGAGCAGGCUACAAUGUCGCAGGAAGAACAGUAGUGUAAUCGUGCAAGAGAAGCCCGUGGCGAUGGCAAUGUUAAUAGUCACCAUUGCCUUUCUAGGAAUGUGGUUACCAAUAUAUUUCAUAAACCUGAUUGGCAGUUUUGACAGUCGGUCGGUUCUUGCCAUCCCCUUAAACGCGAUUUACUUUGCCAAGCUUUUACAGUAUUGCAACUCUGUUGUUAAUCCUAUUAUAUACUCCCUAAAGCUCCCGCAGUUCCGCAAAGCCUUGGAUAGACUUCGUCAUAAAAGUUCUGUUAGAACAGAACACAGAACACAGAACGAUAGGCCCUUAAUAUAA